Messenger RNA from Heteronotia binoei (common prickly gecko), 1112 nucleotides. RefSeq names its product nicotinamide riboside kinase 2-like. Bases 278 to 901 code for a protein of 207 amino acids. Gene Ontology annotation, cellular component: cytoplasm. The record is from RefSeq and is a predicted model, not a curated record. NCBI's taxonomy places the organism in Eukaryota, Metazoa, Chordata, Lepidosauria, Squamata, Gekkonidae. The transcript is spliced from 8 exons.
GCCAAUCAGCGCCGCGGAUUGGGUUGCGGGUGUGAGUGGGCGGGAGGAACUGGGCGCCGCCAGAGGAGCUUCUCUCUUUCGCUGAGCGGCGCCGGUAGAGCGCGGACGGGUCUUCUCUGCAGUCGUUCUCUGGAGACGAUGGCAGCUCUCGGUAGCUGACGGUGGUGCUUCUCCCCUCCUCUCCUUCUCCUCUCUUCAGCCGUAGCCAUCUUCUCUCCUGGCUCCCGCCCUCGAAGCACCAACUCGUGUGGGAUCCUCGCUGCAGCCCUCGACCACCAUGCAAGUCAUUAUCGGCAUCGGCGGGAUCACCAAUGGUGGGAAGACCACCCUCACCAACAGACUCAUGCAAGCUCUACCCAACUGUAGUGUUGUGCACCAGGAUGAUUUCUUUAAGCCCCAGGAUGAGAUAGUGGUUGAAGAUGGAUUUAAACAGUAUGAUGUUAUCAAUGCAUUGGAUAUGGAUGCCAUGAUGAAUACCAUCAAUGCCUGGAAGAAAAACCCAAUCAAGUUUGAACGAUCACAUGGCAUUAACACUCUAGAUGCCAGAACGAUAGAAGAUUCAGAGGAGAAGGACACCACCAUCCAUAUUCUUAUUGUUGAAGGGUUCUUACUUUAUACUUACAGACCAUUAAUUGAUGUAUUUGACCACCGAUUCUUUCUUUCUAUUCCCUAUGAAGAGUGCAAGAAGAGGAGAAGUUCAAGGAAUUACACUGUACCAGAUCCACCUGGAUUAUUUGAUGGUCACGUCUGGCCCAUGUAUGUCAAACAUAAGAAGGUAAUGGAAGAUCUUCAGGUUGAUGUAGUUCAGUUGAACGGGACACGAUCUAGGAAGGAGCUCUUCAACCAUGUGUAUGGGUAUAUCCAGAACAGCUUAGAAGAACUGACGAAAAUGCUGAGCUAGACAAGCCGCUGGUGCCAUUUCAGAAGUCCGAGACACAUUCUUUUCAGUAACUUAUUUUUUUUACAUAUGCCUGGUUUGGCAGUAAAGUUCCAGCUUCUGUGAAGAUUCUUCCUUUUUUGUUAAAAGGUGUUGGUUCACAUACAUCUCUGCCGAUGUGGCCUUGAUUAAAUUAAAAAGCAUUCAACACCCAUAAAGCUUUAUCUGAAACUGA